CAACAGGUUUUUGACAUCCUACCGUUGUACAGCACGCUGCAUCCACACGAGACUCAGAAAAUUCAGUUUACCUUUUAUGGGCAUGCUAACAUUAGUUCCCAGGCUGUCGCACGUUGCUCGGUUUACGGUGGCCCUGACUAUGACAUUGAGCUGCUCGGUCAAGCCUCUUUGGUGCAGUACUUUUUUGAUCGACAGCUUGUGGAUUAUGGCAAGCAGGUGAGGACAAGAGCUGAUAUGAUAUUGAUAUUGAUGUUGAUUGAUUAUUGAUAUUGACCUUCUCUGUUGUUCGCAAAUCCGGCAAUGGCCCGUUCAGAUGUAGUGUUCAGAUAGUGUGUUCAGUAGGCGUUCAGAUAGUUGGGAGCGACGCGAAGUUAAGAAAGUGAGAGAACAGCGAGGGGAGACCGGGGAGAAAGGCGUUUUUAUUUUUUCGCGCCCCUUUUUACCUCGCGCCGCUCCGGAUUGUAUGAACGCCUGGGACAGGAAGUGAGCAAUCACUAACAGCCACGUUGCUACCAAAACCCUCCACUGACAGCCUAGACAAUCCUCUUACUGAUUUUAUCAGUGAACCGUCGAAACGUUGAUAUCCAAGUGAAAUCAAGUGAAUGUCACCACGUUAACGAUAUACUGUAGUAAGCUAUCAUACUCUAAACACGAUGAAAAAUAUCUUUUAUUUUAUAGUCAUUGUAUUUUAUGCAUUUUUUCUAAUUAUGUCUAUUCUCUAUUCAGCUGUUUGAUCAAGCAGCAGUCGCGGAGAUUGUUCUCCACAACACUGGCAAAGUGGGCUUGAAUUUUGUGGUCCUUAAUGUGGACAGUGGAAAUAAGCCCCUCCCUGGAGCCCCUAAUGUGUCUCCUAUUCAUGGGUACAUCAAGGCUCUUAGUCAACAGACUCUUACCAUCAGGUAUCUUCCUGGCGUGCCCGAGAAAUUCGAGAAGACAUUCCAGGUAAGACCUCAUCUGACCUUGCCUUUCUUCCAUUAG
Molecule: messenger RNA, 978 nt
Organism: Porites evermanni
Lineage: Eukaryota; Metazoa; Cnidaria; Anthozoa; Scleractinia; Poritidae
Source: the annotation of a GenBank genome assembly